This is a messenger RNA of Porites lobata, 15554 nucleotides long. The record is from the annotation of a GenBank genome assembly. Lineage: Eukaryota; Metazoa; Cnidaria; Anthozoa; Scleractinia; Poritidae.
AUGGGUAGCGGAGUUUCUCAUAAUAGGCUCAAAAAAGUUGAGCGACAGAAAGAGUCAGUGAAUGACAACGACCAUCGCCAUGUAAACAACUCUGACCAAUUGCAACAGAAAAAGGAAACGAUAAAACCCAUGGAAGCACCUUCAUCUGUACAAAAUAACUCCAGAUUUGGAGAAGUCCUCUCUAAAGCGCAAAAGAGUGCGAAUGUCUUAAAAGAAUUUCUAUCCGACGGAAAUAUCGCGAAUGCAGAAGGUGUGUCAUGUUGCGAGAAUCUGCUGAAGUUUUCAGGAACUAUGGACGAAAGCGAAGAAAUCAAAACAACAGCUGUUAACUUUGUGCUUGGGCAAAACUUUGCUGGCAUAAUAUUUGAGAUAUAUCGUGCUUUGUUGGAAAAGUACCCUGAAGUAGUAAAGUACGACAGGGAAAAAGUCGAAGUAAGUGUAAUCAAGUGAAGACGACUGAUUACAUACCUACUGCAUACCUACUAUGCAUGUAGUUAUGGUAAAACAAGUAAGAUACUGGGCAGAUUGUGAUAGCAACAGUAAACUCAAUGAAGGCUGAAAAUUUUGUCUCUACAUUUGUUUUCUCCUAAAGCAAACUUCAGUGAAACUGGAGCUUUCUUUUUGGUUUAACAAUGCAGUAACUCACUUAGAAUAUAAUAAUUAAUAUAUCAUAAUAUUUAUGUUUUGAUAUGAUUAUCCUUUCCCCUCAAAAGAUUUUCCAUUGAUAAAAUAGAGUUAAGAAUCCUAGUCAUUUGGAGGCAAACUAGUUGGUUAUUUAUCAGUGUGAGCAAGGAGUUGAAUCUGCGAUUAUUGAGAACAAUCCAACUAGUGUUGGCAAGGGUGGGACUUGAACACAGGGCCUAUGGAUUGCAAGUCUAGUGGACUAACUGCUCUGCCACUCUGCCUCCAACCAAUGGAACGGAAUUAGGAUGUUGGAGAGAAAGCUCAAAAGUUAAUUAUUCAAUUUCCUUCAGCUUUUACGUCAAGCUUUUCUCAUGUUCUUCCAGCAUCCCAUUGAAUUGCGUCCUUGAUACAGGUAUAUUGCUGGGCAGUGGCCAAUCUAUCAGAGGUUAAACCCAACUUGGCCCCAUAUCUUUAGACCAAAACAGAGGCCAAGAGAGCCAAGGCACUGAAACAGCAUCCUUUGACCAGAGAGCAGAGAGCACCCCCUAACCUUUAGGCCUCCCGGGAUCAACCACUGAUUUUAAAUCUGAAAGAACUGAUUUGUUUGUUAUUAUGUUUAACCUAUUGUCUUGCAGGAAAAUGAUAACACGAUUAAUUCUGAACAGCUUAAGUAUGCUCAGGACAUUCUUAAUUUAUUGGCUGGUUUGUCUGUGAAUAUAAUAGAUGUUCCUCAGCUGUCAAAAGAACAUGGCAAUAAGGGACUUAUUCCUGUAUUUUUGGAAGUGGCUGAAAAAUUGAAAGAUUGUGUACCAGACAUGAUGCCCUUUGAGGUAGGUAUAUGUGCUGUAGUUUAAAAUGGAAUUCAGAGUAAAAUGGUUUAACCUUUGUUGAUUCCCAAUUUUCUUUGUUUCCUUAUUCAAAUAAUUUAUUAUUCCUGAUUUAUGAAUGAUGUUAGGGUUAGGAAACAAAGAAAAUUGAGAAUAAACAUAGGUUGAAGCCAUUUUAACCUGAAUUUCAUUCUGACCCACAAUGUUUAGAAUAUACAUGUAUGGUAUUUAACUCCUUGAUCAUGAUCGUGAGUUGAAAGAAUUUGCUUGUGCAUACUUGCUUGUGAAAUGUUUUUCUCCAUGAAUUGCUCCUUUAUAGGAUCAGGAAACAAAAGUAAUCUCCAAAUUCACUUCUCGUGGUAGAACUUUGUCAAGGCUUCUUUCUGCACUGGUUAAUCUGGCAAAACAAGUGUCAAACAGGAUUGUCUUCAAAGAUAGCAAAGGAGUAGAGCACUUACUGCCAUUUCUGAAUGCAAAAGUGACUGCCUAUUAUCUCAAGAGUUUAUUUUGUCUGGCAUACCUGAUUGAAGAAAACAACAAUGAAACAAUAUUGGCAGAUGUUGGUAAGAGAAAAACAAAAGCAUUGUUUUCUAUGUAAUUAGUUCAGAGUGUUUUUCUGUGAGUUUAAAGUAUAAUAUAUUGUCUUCACCUCUUAGUUGCCUUAAAGGGGUUAUGUCACAAGGUAUUGCUGUUUUAGAUCUUGAAUCUAUGUUGAGGUCAUUACUACUUACAUGUAUUAGGGUGGUAAUUAGUCUGUUGUCAUAGUAAUAACAGUAGGUGCAAUUCUUGGCACUUCCUCAGGACCGGUCUCGUUCCUCUCUGAGAAGAAAAGCAGGAUCCUUUCCUGAACAAUGGCCGGUAAUUGAGCCUAUAAACAGUCAGGCUAUUGUUAGUCAUUGUCACUUGUCCGCUUAAUAUUGUUGUCAGUUUAGCUUGUCUUUGUCAAUAAGUCAUAUGUAAAGUGCCAGUUACUAUGCUCAUGCAGACAAUCAUGCAUGACAUUUACGCAUGAUGAAAAUUACUUCAAAUAAGCUGUACAUAUAGUUUGGCACCUGAACUCAUUCCUUGAAACAGACAGUGUGAUUGAGGGUCAGCAUUCCCAACUUGUUUCAACAAACAGCGUUAAAAAAAACAAACAAAGCUAACACUGGGUGGCUAAUUUUUGCAUGGAUAACAAUUCGGUGGAUAAUUUAUGCAGGGUUCUCAAUAGAUUUUUAAGUAGGAGGUGAUCACUGAUAAAGUAGGAGGCUCUUCAGCAAAGCCAGAGGUGUCAAAACAAAGCAAAGAAAAGCGACUUAAACACAAAGUAAGCGGCUAUAAAUCCCAAAGUAAGCGGCGAUCAAUCGCCGGGUGCCGCCUUCUAUUGAGAACCCUGUUUAUGUGUGGCUCUUUUAACAUUUCAGAGCACAUCAAAUUUGUUAUUCAACUACUGGAAAAGGCUACAAAGUCAAGUUCUAGAGCAUACCUUGGAUUUUCAGUAAUUGAUGUCGUUGAUGGAAUAAGUCAACUGGCUGUCAAUGAAAGCAACAACAGGCAGGCAAGUUGAGAUAGAAGUGGUACAGCUGUAGACUGUGAGCAAGUGCAUGGUUUAGUUUCAGUUUUGGUCUCUGUUUCAGUUUUACAAUUAUAUUUAACUAAAACAACUUCUUUUGUCUUUAUCUUUUCUAGAUUGGAUUGAAUGGAGGCAUUCCAGUUAUCGUUAACACAUUGAAGUCAUAUCAACAAGAAGAUGAGAUACUUGCAGUUACAAAGGCCUUGUGGAUGCUGUCGUUUGAUGCUACGAGCAGGGCACUCAUAAAAGCUAUCCCAUCAGCCAUUGAGACACUUCGGAGCUUGAGGCAGUAUCCAAAUAAGGAUAUCGCAAAAGCGGCUUCUGGCAUUUUCUGGGAAAUUGACAGGAAAAGAGAUUCCUCUAGUCCAGGUAUAGCCUUUUUGUACAGAUGUAAUCAAGCGCUCAGUCACCAGGUUAACUAAAAGUCGUUUUGAGCAAAAACGUAUGUCAUCUUAGUAUAAAGGCACAAAUGGUGUGUCAAGCUGGACUGGAAUGAAUUCAACGUCCUCUGUUAAGAUCAUUUUAUUAUUUUCUUCUUUGCUGGAAUGUCCAGGCGGGUUACAUAUUGGUGACCCGGAGAGACAGUAGAAAUAAUAAGCUGAACAUGGUUUCAUAAGUAUCCAUUGCUAGGAUUUCAGCUUCACAAAAUUAAUGUCAUAAUGCAAUAAACCACAAAAAUAACAACUACAACCAAGAAAACGGGUGAAACUGAGUGAACUGUUUGCCGCAGCGAUAGUUUUCGAGUUGGAAUUCAUCAGUUUUGGUGACAGGGUGGGUUGGCAGACAAAGUAAAGUGUUGGGUAUGAUUUUUUUACUGGCCGUGUGGUAGUUGGUGUCUGGUGAUAUGGUUAUGCGCAUGCAUAAGGUACUGGGCAUACUGUCUAGCUACGUAGUUUGACCUUUGCUUCAGAUGAUUUUGUUCAUUCUAUAACUAUCUUUCUUGGUAGUGGCUACAAAAAAUCACCACCUGAUGAUAAGUUAUCAGUGGGAUUCCCAGUCUACCAUGCUGCAAAUCAGAGAUAAACUGCGUUCCGCUGGUUUCACUGUGUGGAUUGAUGUAGAAAACAUGAGUGGCUCGACUCUGGAGAGUAUGGCAGCUGCUGUAGAAAACUGUUCUGUGUUUCUGAUGGCGAUAUCACGAAAGUACUUUGAGAGCCCAAACUGUCGCUCAGGUAAGAAAGGUGAAAAGGCCUGCAGAGUAUUUUUGGUUUUUCUUUUAAAGAAUGAUGGUAUUAGAGGAUUGAUGCUUAAUGUGGCUCCAUGGGGUUUUCAAGUUUGAGCAUAAAGGGCCGAGAAAUACGACCGCAAGUAAAAUAGGUUAUGGCGUCAUUUUGUUGUAUGACAACGCCGACGUUUUUGAGACCCUGGUCAUAAUCAAUUUUCAUCUUUAUCUAAUACAGUUGCUGUGGUAAUUGUUCCAGAUCUUUGUCAAUGGUAGUGUAGUCUAUGCUGAAACUGUGCAGGUGUUGACCCUGAAGAACCCGAUCGAGCCACCUUAAGUCAUUUACUAGCUGCUUGAUCUAAGAAACAGAUUUGGUUUUGAACUCUGUGUAACUAUUUGCUAAGUGAAGUAAGCGAGACUAGCCGUCAUUCACUUUAAAUAGGCCACUUCUCCAAAUCGCUUUGUCAAGUGGUGCCGAUAAAAUCCACAUUUCCGCAUUUGACCGUGUGCAGCACAGUACACAAUACAUCUACGAUCUUAAAAUGAAUAACCAAGAAAAUUCUCCUUUAACCACACAGAAGCAGAAUACGCUUAUCAGCUGAGGAAGCAAGUCAUUCCAUUAAUGAUGGAGCCUCGCUUCCAACCUGAUGGGUGGCUCGGGAUUAUAAUGGGUACAAAGCUUUGGAUGGACUUUAGGGAAGCACGGAAUGUAGAGACCGGGAUGAGCCAUCUCAUAAGGGAAUUAGAGAUGAGAGAAAAAUCUAAAGGAACCCGCUUGACAGGUAAACAAUGCUCGUGUGGUGAAUCGCAGCCUGCGUCGGGAGACGUAAUUUAACCCCGGCUAGUAACGUCUGCGAACCGGUGCUGAUAUCCUUGUUCUGGGCGCCGAACGGACUCAACGAAUUACCAGAAGUACGUUUCCAAUACCCCCGGGGUACUCCGCAAUUCCCCCCAGGGGUACUCUGUAAUUCUCUCCGGGGUACUCCGUAAUUCCCCUAGGGGGUACUCCGUAUAUAUGUAAUGACAUAUACGGGAAGGCUCUGCUCGAAAAGGGUGCCUUUUACAGGCUUCAGGUAGCGAACAACUUCCAUGAGCUCGUGUUACAGCGUUUUCAAGGAGCAAUUUAUUUUUAGAACGGUUUUGGCGCGAAUUUUAAACAUCUUUUAAAUUCCACUUACCCGUCAGCAAAAACUACAGACCUAAAAAUAAUAUUUUUUUGCCCUUCAAUAACGUUUAGUUUUCCUUUUUGACAUCGUAUACUUCGAAUGCGCUCAUAGACAUGGUGGAGAUUCUAUUUUCGAUGGAAAAAGUGCCUUAAAAUGUGUCUAAAAAUAAACUGGCCCGUAAAACGCCAUGACGUAGACCAAGUACGGGAGUUGCUCGCUCCGGGUUAUGGACUCCUGGAAAGGGUAGGCAUUUCACUAGCUGAAGUACUAUAAGAAAGGGAAGGGAAAUCUUUGAUUUCGGUUCGUGAAAAGGCUGAAAAGGGCCAAUAGGUGCAUUUUAUGGCUAUAGAAAAGUCGAGAAAACGUUCAGGGUUUGUGAUUUAUCGAAAUUUAAAAGACUGUGAAUUUACAGCGGUUAAACGAGAUGCAACGUUCUAAACUAGGUAUGUGAAAGGGGUACCAUUUAUCAGUAGAGGGUAUACGGAAGGGGAACCUUUUCUGUGCAAAAUGGUGUAUAAAAGGGUCAGGAGUUGGAUCUUAGGGCGGAGCCUUCCCGUAUAAAACUUUGUUGAGCUCCUCCGGGCCAAUUUCACUUCCGCCUGAUUGGCAGUUCGACAAAGGCUUUUUUAACAGACAAACCCAUGGCACAUACUGAAAUCCUGGUACAAAGCGAGCGGCCCAGAACAAGGAUUUCGGCGCUGGCUCGUAGACGAACUUAACCAGAGGUUUAGUUUUGUUUGUUGCCCACCGGCUUGGUGAAUCCCUCUUCAUGUAAGGAUUUGCUUGGAAAUUAACUUGAUGUUAUUACAAACCUGGAAAUACCAGUCAUUGCUGGAAAGAUUAAUUCACUUCGGUUUAUUUCAAAUUGCAAUAGUUACCACUGACGCGGACUGAAACUUAUUUUGGUUUCGCGUAAAUAGGCAGGAUUAACAGUCGCCUCGCACGCGGACGUUCUUUUGGGUCGUCACGCAAUCCUUCCCAACGUGGGUGAGGAACUCGUGACGAAGCUCCAAGAACAUCUGCGUUGGGAGCUAAAGGCUAGUUAGCAGAACCCUCGAUACGCGAAACAAGGCUGAGACAACGCGGGAACGUACGAAGAGGAGUUAUUAUAUGUAUUAUAAUAAUACUUUGAUUGUUUUAUUUUGGCUACAGGAGGUAACCAGAGUAAACCAAAAGAAAUCGACCUGAAGACGAUGUUACAAACAUACAAGAAAAAUCACCGAAGUGUGUACGUCUACUUGUCAGAAAGCGAGAAGAUCAUCAGGAGCCUGAGGUCCUAUUUAGGUUCUGGUCAGCUGGCCACUGAAGCAGCGUUUUGGAAAGCAGAUGCCUUAGUUGCAGUGUACACCAAGAUACCUGACCAAUCAAGCAGGACUAUAGUGGGUAACUUCUUGGUCGAUGUCAAUCUUCCUGAACUCUUGACUGGCAUUGUUAGAACUCUUCAAAGAAGCCACCCAGAAGCUUUUUCUUUAGAAAGGCUGGAAGCAAGUUCCACAGAAGGCGAGACAAGAAAGAAGGCAAGUAAAAAUGUAUAUGGCUGACUAAAGGUACAGGUAAAACGGGCAGCAAAAAUGUGCGACUUGUUUUGGAUUAUUGCUACAAAACCAAUUGAAAAGUGAUGUGGCGCGUUUUACCACCCACGAGUCAAACCUGUCUUGCAACAAAUCAGCUUGUUGCAAGGUGCGAAAAGUUGUUGCGGAAAAUAGAGAGUGGUUCUACUUUCUGGAACAAAAUCUGUACACGUUGUGCGUUUUACCGGCCCAAGGCAAACCUGUUUUGCAACAAGUGACGUAACUCGCCGUUUAUAGCGAGACUCCCGCGUAAUUUUAUCCAAUCAAAAUCAGGACAAGGUGAAGGUGAGGACGUUACAGGGUCAUUUAAUUACAUUUCCCUCAGCGUCGAGGAGAGUAUAACGGUAAAAGGCGCCGUUUUCCGUCAACUUGACGCUGAAGUAUUGUCAUAAGGUGUUUGCAGCUAUUUUUGAGGGAUGGGGAGGGGAGGGGAGGGCUUCUUGAGGAGGCUUGUAAGCGAUGGGGCCUUAUAUAAAACUGGAGAAGUAACUCUGAGCAGGUCAUAUUAUUUUGUGAACGGCAUCCUCAAAUUUCCAGUGACGCGUAUCAAAAUCACUUUGCACGGCAGCUAAUAUUUUACUGCAAACUUUCAAGUUUUUGCAGUCUGAAGAUAAUCAUUCAAGUACAUGUACGAACACUUUGCGACUGUUAAGUGUAACAAAUCAAUUCGUGGCAAUUGGAGGGUAGCUGCUUAUUUGAAAAGGGGAGGGUCUUAAUACAUUUGACUGUUCGAAAGCAGAGAUUAAAAGAAAGGGGCGCUCUUUCUUGAGAGACAUUACAGUAAUUGGGAUCGUCUGUACCCCUGUGUUUUAUUGUAGGUCAUUUCGAAAGCUGGUUGGGCUGUAGAGGUUAUGUUAUCUGUGUCUAUAUCCAUUUUAAACUUUACUGAUCUCCAUGAUGCAUUUUGUGAAGCAUGUGGCAGCGCCGGUUUGGUAGAACUUAUCUUGGGCCUAUUGGAGCAACUAAAGACAUGUACGCCAGACUUUAAUAAGAGUCAGGUAUGUAUAAGGCUUAAUGAACCUUUAAUGACAAGACAACAUUGAAACAUUUAAGCGCAGUGGCGGCAGCAGAUUUGAUCUGGUGCGUCCGCUACUCCAGCCCCGUUAGUGCUGUUGCCCUUUUUCCGUAUACGAAAAAAUGAAAAUUCUGCCCGUAAAAACUUCAAGCCUUUAAUGGCAAACCUUUUAAUAACUUUUAAUUAUACUUCCAGGUUCUUCCAAAAGAUCCUGAGGACAAAGAUGUUAGCUUUUCAAGAUUGGGCAGUUUGAUUUUUGAACUUUUAGGAGUGCUUCACAACCUUUCCAAACGAAGUAAGAACAAACAAUAUUUUGACGACAGCAGCGCGAUAGGGACACUGUUGAGCUUCUUCAGAACACAGUUUCCAGUUUAUAGGAUGACUGCCCUACUUUGCAUGGCUUACUUAGUUGACGAGAAAAAUAACCAUCUCAUCAUGGCGAGCGAAGGUAUAAUAUUUAGUUAAAGGCAAUGUUUUACUGCAGUCUAAUCCAAGUUGCUUUAGUUUCUGUUGCUGGUUGUUUGCUACAAAACUCAAAUUUAUGAUCUUCUUUACAUUUAUUAAUAUUUCUUCAUUCCGCGGUUCCGAUAUUUGAACUUCAUCUGAUAUUCAUCUCUUUAUCUUCAUUUUUCCUGGAUAUACCAUAAAAUUCCGAAAAUAUGCCCCUCCGUGUUUAAGCCCCUCCAGAUAUAAGCCCCCCAAACUCGUAACGCAAAAAACCCUCCGUCAAAUCGCCCCUCCAAAUAUAAGAUCCCCGGGGGCUUGCACUUGGAAAUUGCCCUCAAAUACAAAGUAAAACAAAGCAAAAAUAGUAAAUUUACUUCCAACUAUAAGGCUAGCCUAAUCGAUUUUGAAACACAAAUUUCCCUCCGUAGAUAAGCCCCUCCGAAAAAAUUAAAAAUUCUGAAAAUAAGCCCCUCCAUGUAUAAGCCCCUCCAAAUAUAAGCACCCCAAACCGGUAACGCCAAAUACCCUCCAUUAAAUUGCCUCUCCGAAUAUAAGCCCCCCAGGGACUUGUACUUGGAAAAUUGCCCUCAAAUACAAAGUAAAACAAAGCAAAAAUAGUAAAUUUACUUCGAACCAUAAGGCUAGCCCAAUCGAUUUUGAAACGCAAAUUUCCCUCCAUAGAUAUGCCCCUCUGAAUAUAAGCCCCUCCAAAAAGAAGCCCCUCAAAAAAGGCCUUUGAAAAAUAUAAGCCCCGGGGCUUAUUUGCGGAAUUUUACGGUAAUUACGAACCAAUUUAAUGACCAUCUCCUAGUUGGCCUGUUAGCUUAUUUGGUUAGGGCGACGCACCGGUAUCGCAGAGGUCAGGGUAUGAAUCCCGGCAAGCCUGAUUUUUCAGGCUUUUUUUCGCAUCUGCGCAGGUUGAGUCUUUAACUGCGAUGACGUUCUUUCGCCAGCUUGCACCUGCAAAAAUUUGCAAAAGUAAUUGAUAAUAUGUUUUUCGGAAGUCUAUGACGUAAGACUGCAUCUGAUUUGUCUGCUCAAGACUUAGACUACGAGUAGUCCCCCAUAUUUCCUCAGGGAUAGUAGAGCUAGCGAAACGCGAGCGCGCGUGAAAAUCACCCCUUUUCGAGAAAAGGCGACACGCGGCUCGCUGGGGGACUACUCGUAGUCUACUCACGACUUCAUGAGAGUAUUAAACUUGCGGUUCGCAUGCGCAUAAUACUGUACAGAUGGUCAUGUCAUGUUUGUGUAAAAUACACAAUCUGUCCACUUUUUUUAUAUAUGCAAUUCGUUUCAGAGCCAAUCAAAGAUAUUUUGAAGCUGUUGGAAAAGGCUACCAACUCCGCUAAUAGGCGCAGUCUGGGAUUUUCUGCGGCGGAAAUAGCUUAUGGACUAAGUCACGUGGCCACUAACGACGGCAACAAGAAAAUGGUACGACACCUCAUUGUAUAAGCGUGCAAAGUUCAGCUUACAACAGAUGUCCGAGUAUAGAAACUAGUUUAUACGAUUCUGCUGCAGUAGUGAAGCUGGGAGGUUCAUUUUGGCUAAGCCACGCAACAUCUGGACGAACUUUCUUAGUUUUCUGGGAAACUGCCCACCUACCUCCCCCUUAAGCCGACAUUUUGCCCCUAGUGAGAAGUAAGUGUUAAUAUUGGCUUAGGGGAGGGGUAGGUGGGCAGUUUCCCAGAAUCCUAAAUUAAUCGUCCGUUUUUUCAAUUAACUUGCAUGCAAAAAUGUUGAGGGGCAGUAUCCGGGCAUUCAUGCUUUCAGGUUUUUUUGUUUUAUUUUGUGUGAAAGGUCAGUCACUGUAACAUUUGUGUCCUAGAUUGGCCAACUUGGAGGCAUUCCUUUGUUGGUUUCUAUGUUGAAAGGCCCCGUUGAGCUCGAGGAAGAAAGAUUAGCUGCAAUCAAAGCGUUGUACAUGCUGUCGUUUGAUGAGACGAAUAAGGAAAUGAUAAAAUCUGAUCGCGAAACUUUAGCCCUACUGAAGAACUUGGAACGCUCACCGAACAAAGAGAUACAGCAAGCAGCGGCUGGAGUGAUGUGGGAAAUCGAGGGCAAGAAGGAACACGUUCAUAGCUCAGGUAACAGUGUAAAGUGAAAGAUAGACGACCACUUUAACCUAAACGUUUCCGAGUAGUUCUAUGCGAUUGUAGCCUGCAAGUUAGCUCUGGAGUCAAGUUUGAACUUGUGUAUGGACCUUCUCUAACUCUAUCAGUUUUGUAGAAGAUUAACAGUGUCGCUUACAAGAAGCCAUAAGGUAUUCUGAAGAAGGAUCAAGAGGUUAUGUCUCCCUACCUAUUACCCACCCAAGACCACGGCCGGGUUCGUCACAGCCAGAGAUUUGUUUCAUCCCUAAUGGUUCUUUUACAUCUCUCAGAUUCAGAUCAAGUGAAAGUGCAGUGAGACGGGGCCUACAGGUUUUCGUACUUACCUUACCAGACUAAAAGAGCUAACCAUUUGCAGAUGUGAAACAAAGGCAACACCUUCUCCCUAGUAACUUUAAGUCGCCGUGUUUGGUUCGGCUGAAAAUAGAACCCUGGCCUUAAGUACUGCUACAACGUUUGGCCGAGAAGGGAUCAUACGAUCUGACCGUUGUCAACACCUACUGUUCUCAAAUUCAGGUCGCUUUUCUUUAGUGCGACAACGAUGAUGCCAAUGAAAAUGUCGGAGAAAAAUAGACUUCGAACCCUUUCAUACUCAGUUUUCGCCAUUAUUACAAGUCGCGCAGUUACUCAAAAGAAGGGUAAUGUGGCUGGUGCUGAAAGGAGGGGACCGCCGGAUUCGAUGCAGAUGCAGAUCAUAGUAAAAUUCAUCGUCUUCACCGUUCCCGUUCUCAAGGGAACUUAAAAUUUAGUCAUUUUUCGUCGAAGUUGUACUUUGACAGUGAUCAAAGAAAUUUACAAACGUGCGUGAUGCACGUGCGCGUUGUCGUUUUGCUUCCUAAAUCAGUUGUGUUUUCGGCGUUCCCGUUGCCAGCGCCGUCGUAAUUUCAUAAGGUCCCAAAAUUAAUGUUAACUUCGGUCGUAACUGCAAACGUCCCACGUUCGGCCCAGUUAAACUGUUUGUGUCAACUCCAUACCUGACGUUCGGUUUUAAACAAUUGAACUAACAUUUAGACUAACCAGUAAGGGAAGGAGUUACCAUAAUGCUGGAACACUCGCUUUGUUUUGUACGUUCAGAUUCUGAGGAGCACGUUAUGAUCAGUUAUCAAUGGGACACGCAGGAGACCAUGCUGCGAGUGAAGACAGAACUGGAAAUAAGGGGUUUUAGUGUGUGGAUGGAUGUUGAACAGAUGCAAGGAUCCAUCCUGGAGACAAUGGCGCGAGCUGUGGAGAAAUCCUCUUUGUUACUCUUGGCAGUGUCAAGGAAAUACCAGAACAGUCCCAACUGUCGAUCAGGUGUGUUAAAAUAUGGCGCGAGCUAUGUUUGUCACUGUUAGCAAUAUGACAGAAAUACAGAGCAUUCAUAGCCUGAGAAAACAGCCCACAUUUCGCGACGCCGUUACUGAUUUCCGUACGACAGAACGUCUGCGAAACUAACGCGGAAAUUCCAUACUGGUGACGCGUCACUACCCAGAUCUGGGUAGUGCUUCUGAUUGUUCUUGCCGCGAGAGAAACUUGCUUCAACCAAGCAAAAGUAACACUUCAUCAGUAGAGUUUUUUGCGCUCGUUCGUCAGACGUCAUUUCGCGAAGAAACUAGUGGUGGCGUCUCGAAAUUUCGGUGUUUUCUCAGGGUAAGCAGUUGCAACUGUAAAAAUUGAUAUCUGAUGUCUGACUUACCUCUACUAAAGAUCUCUUCUAUCCAGGAUUCCCUGGUUCCAAUUUUAAUUGUUACAUAUCGAUGUUGUAGAUUUUUAUUGUGGUUGGAUAGGGUUUUUAUGCUUUAUUCCCAAUGUAAUGCGCAUUUGAUCAUUUUUAUGAAUGCCUGCGCAAUAUUAAAUUAUUUUCAUUAUUAUUAUUAUAAUUAUUAUUACUAUUAUUAUUAUUAGUGCCAAAGUUUGAGCGAACAAACCAUGACAUUUUAAUCCUGAGAGUGCCAGAAUUUUUCUUAGGGUCCGAUAAUAUCCGAAGAUGCUCGAAGACAUUCCGAGGACAACUUUUUUGUUUUUCAUACCGAACGUCUAUUUUAAUGUUUUACAGAGAACGAAGGGUAGAUACUCCAAAACGUAAAACACCAGUGCAGAGACAUUCGGUUACUUACUAAAAAGGUUGUUUAUUUGCUUCGGCGAAGACAUUUAACCAACCGUUAUAUUCGAUUCAUUUUGCUCUGAGCUUUGGAAUUUGUUUGUUAAAUAUUCCGUCGUUAACUUGUUAAAUCUAUCGUUUGUGUUCGGGGAGCAAGGGUGGCACAGUGGUGAGAGCACUCGCCUCCCACCAAUGUGGCCCGGGUUCAACUCCCGGCGUCGACGCCAUAUGUGGGUUGAGUUUGUUGUUGGUUCUCUCCCUUGCUCCGAGAGGUUUUUCUCCCGGUAGUCCUGUUUUCCCCUCUCCUCAAAAACCAACAUUUCCAAAUUUCAAUUCGACCAGGAAUCAGGUAGACGAAGAACCACUAUGUGGAUGUGCUACCUGCAAUUCGUUAUUUAUUUAUUUGUGAUUUUAGAAGCGGAGUAUGCGUACCAGAGAAGGAAGCGUAUGAUUCCACUGAUGAUGGAGCCUGGUUAUACUCCAGACGGCUGGCUCGGCAUUGUUCUUGGGUCUAAGCUGUGGAUGGACUUUAGGAAGGAGCCAACUGUUGGCAUCCAGCAGCUCGUGAAAGAAAUUGUAAAAGGAGAAGGUAGUGUCAGUAUGUAAAAUUGUAAACUGAGCCAAACCCCCUUCUCACAGACCACAUCCCAACUCGAUGUUCUUAUAUAUGUUUAUUAUGCUGAAGAAAGUGUUUUGUUAAGAAGGACAGUGAUAAGAUUUUUUAGAUUUAUGUUUGUUUCGUUAUUAUAUUUUUAUAAUGUGUAAGGCUCCGGUAAUUAUGAAUAUAGAAUCCAAACAUCGUAGACUUCAAUCGCCUUAAUAGACCUUUUUACCGAUACGGCGGCCAUAUUGAAUUAAUUCGAUUUAAGGAGUAUUAUAGGAUGCCCAGGGGGCAUGAGCACAUUUCGUUUGUAUUUUCGCGCGCUUUUCGGAACAUUUUUUCUUGAAGUUUUCUUAGAAUAAGAUUGUAAUGGGAAAAAAGAUCCUUGUGCCGUGUUUGGAUGUAAUAAUGAUCGCCUUUUUCCCGAGAAAUAUACAGUGAAAGACCAUAUUUCUAAUACUAAUCUAGAAAAAGACGAUCAUUAUUACAUCCAAACACGGCACAAGGAUCUUUUUUCCCAUUACAAUCUUAUUCUAAGAAAACUUUAAGAAAAAAUGUCCCGAAAAGCGCCCGAAAAUACAAACGAAAUGUGCUCAUGCCCCCUGGGCAUCCUAUAAUACUCCUUGAAUCGAGUUAAUUCAAUAUGGCCACCGUAUCGGUAAAAAGGUCUAUUGGCCAAAAGUGAAGGAGACUUAAGUUCUUGGGGUAGGGUCAUAAGGUAUAAAUGCCGAUUCCUUUUUUUCCGCAGCUGUCAUGCAGACGCAAACAGUCUUGUCUAGUCCACCACCAAAAGAACCUGGAAGCGAAAAGAUAUUGCAGUGGCAGAAAGAGGAUGUUGCGAAAUGGCUGCACAGUAUCGGAUUUGAAGUGUAGGUUUUGACGGUCAUAACUUUGUGUACUGAUAACAACUAAGCUAUUAGUAACAUUUAGUAAAAGUUAAAAAUAAGCAAGACCGCAAUGGCUGCAGUUUUUGUUACAGCAGGGUCAGUUCAAGUGUACCCCUUAGAUGAUAUUAAUCAAUCUAUUAUUUGAAAAAUGAAUCCGAUUGUCCAUACUGCAACCAGUGUCGAAUUCAAAUUUGCAUUCCUGCAUGCUUAAUGAGCAGGGAAUUUUUUUACGAUAUCUUCUCUUUAUUCGGUCAGAUUUAAUAAUCUUUGAAUGGAUAAAAUUGCUUUAAAGAAAUUACAACAAACUAAAGAAACCUAAGCUGGUAGAAAUUUCAUAACUACCAUGCGUGUGAAUUCACUGCUCAUUACGUAUGCUGGAAUGCAGAGAUGAAUCUGAAAUCCACAACUACCAACGGAUUCAACUGUCGAAUAAUAAAUUUAUUUAUGCAAUCUUGAGGGGUACGCUUGACCUGGCUUGACCGUAAAGUCAGUUACCCUGGAUUCCCUGUCCAUUGUUUGCAAGUAUAGGUAGUCUUUAUAUUGACACAGUUUUACUUACGCUUGAGAUGUUUUCACUUACGGUAUAUGAGUUUACCUUUUUCAGUUUUCGCGGGGUCCUAGGUCGAAGUUGUGAUUCAAGUUGUUAUUUCUCUGUAGCGGCAAUAACAAGGUGAGAGGAAAGUUGGACGGUCCGCUACUGCACAUGCUCAAUGAGCUACGAAAAGAGGUAAGUGGCCAAAGUCUUAUACUUCAGGCCCCGGUUGUUCAAAAGAUGGAUAGCGCUAUCCAUCGGAUAAAUUGCUAUCCAGUGAACACGUAUUAGGAAAACCAAUUGCACUAUCCGAUGGGUAAUGCUUUAUCGGUGGAUAGCGCUAUCCGCACCUUUUGAACAAUUGGAGCCAGGAUGCCUUUUUGAAGCAUUGCCCUUAUUUGACAAUACUUUGCAAUCCCCCCUCCCUACCCAAUAUACUGUUGAAAGUCUCGAAAAACUGUGAAUGGACGUUUCCAGCGUCGUAUUUGACGUUGGGGGUGGGGGAUGGGCAUGUGUAGUAUACAAAAGAGCCACAAAUGAAAUUUUUCCCCCAGACUUUUGUCCACGAUUGUAUAGGUCUAAGAGCAUUGAUUUCAGGUGUUUCUGGAAUUCAGCAGUGGAACUUCUCUUGUAAGAGCUCAGGGCCUCCACCGUUCUUCUCCAAACUUUGCCUGAACUGACAUUUUAAUAUUCCGCCCUGGGUCUGCGAGGAUGUCACUUGCGAUACAGCAGUGUUGUUGUAACGUGGUGACCUAAAGGACAUGCGUACAAUUCGCGUUAGGUAACCAUCACUGAAGCCUUUCUGUUUCUAUUCGUCAGUUGGCCAACAAAGUUUUGAUACUAAUUUUAAUACUUUGAAUGUCUGUUUUCGUUUUUGUAGAGCCCGGAAUUUUUUUACAAUUCAAUCAAAACAGAUUUUGGUUUGCCAACUGUCAUCGAAGUUCUACAAUUCACGAAAGAACUGAAGGAAUUAAUGAGCUGA